UGACAUGUUAGACCAGUGUCAUGCGCGUUCAGGCACGCUUCUGUUGUUUAGCGCUUGGUACGUCUGAAUAGCGUUAGUUCGUUCGGAACGUGAUGUUUUAGUAUUUUCCAGGAGCCGACGGCGGCAUGCGGCAAGCUCACAAAAGAGAAGGGCAACAAUCACGACCCGGGGCCACUUCAGAUAUACGCGAUGGGCGGAUUACUAUCGGCAGUCAAGGAGCUACCACUCGAAGAUCAACUCAAGCGCCACGUGAACCAGAUGCACGCGGACUACGACAGCUACGACAACGAGCAGAAGUGCGAGCUGGUGCUCUUCUGCAUGGUCGACCGCAUGUACGAGAAGGAGAAGAAGCGACUGACGCUCUCCGUGUGCGACCACCAGUUCAGGAACUACUUGACGGCAGCCCUCAAGACCACCUCCGCGAAGCGCAAGUUCAGCCGUGCACCAGCGACUCACAUGGAGCGCGAGCUUCAGGACUGGGUGGAGCAGCUGAUGAUGUAGACAAUACCACGACGGCUGCACCGACUGGCGCAGCGGAGACAGCAUUUCGAGUUGCUGGUACCACGAGGGCGACACCGACGGCCGCAGUGGAGACAACAUCUGGAGCAGCUGCGUUGUUCACCCGCACGCCUUCGGGAGCCCUUCGGGCGAACAAGAGUCCGAGCG
Messenger RNA from Prorocentrum cordatum, 666 nucleotides. NCBI's taxonomy places the organism in Eukaryota, Dinophyceae, Prorocentrales, Prorocentraceae. The record is from the annotation of a GenBank genome assembly.